Molecule: messenger RNA, 1888 nt
Organism: Syzygium oleosum
Lineage: Eukaryota; Viridiplantae; Streptophyta; Magnoliopsida; Myrtales; Myrtaceae
Product: WAT1-related protein At5g40240-like
Exons: 8
Coding region: 251-1336 (361 amino acids)
Cellular component (GO): plasma membrane
Molecular function (GO): transmembrane transporter activity
Source: RefSeq, a predicted model, not a curated record
AACCUCAAAAACAACCACGUCAUGAAGCUCGCCCCCGUCCCCCCGUUCUUUUCAUAGUUGACAUCACUGACCUCUCCAGGUCCGCAAGCAGUUGGGAAUAUUUGUACUCCACAAAGGUCAAAAAUGGCGGUCCCGCAAAACGUUGGAAAACACCUCAGUUUCCUCCAACUAUUAACCCACGAACUGUGUGUGUGUGUGUGUGUGUGUGAGAGAGAGAGAGAGAGAGAGAGAGAGAGAGAGAGAGAGAGAGAUGGACGGGAGAGCGUGGGGUUCGCUGCCGUUUGUGGGGAUGAUCAUGGUGGUUCUGGCUCAAGCGGGCAACAUGGUGGUGAUGAAAAUGGCCAUGUCCGAUGGGAUCAACAAGUAUACCAUGGCCUUUUACUGUAAUGCCCUCUCCUCUCUUGCCCUCCUCCCUUGUCCCUUCAUCAUCUCUCGCAGGUCAGGGUCGUGUCCUCCUCUCACUUUCUCUGUAUUUCGCAAGAUCUUCUUGCUCGCUCUGGUUGGAUUCGCAUCACAGAUGAGCGGAUUCGUCGGAAUCGAUUACAGCUCCCCUGUUCUGGGCACGGCCCUGAUGAACCUCAUCCCAGCUUUCACUUUCAUUCUGGCCAUUUUUUCAAGGAUGGAGAAAGUGAAUUGGAAAAGCUCAAGCAGCCAAGCUAAGCUUGUGGGAACCAUUGCAUCAAUUCUUGGUGCGUUCUUAGUCACUCUCUACAAGGGUCCGCCGCUUCACCGCUCACCUUUGCCUCCUGCUUCUGUCCAACCUCAUCGCCUUCUUUUUGUUCUCUCGCGACAAUCGAAUUGGAUUCUUGGCGGCUUUCUCCUCGCUGCCGAAGCUUUCUUGAUGUCAUCAGCAAUCAUCGUACAGGCAUUUAUCCUAAAAAAUUACCCCGUGGUGAUGAACAUAAUGUUCUAUGUAAUGUUCUUCCAGACAAUUUUUUCCGGGUUAUUGUCCUUCGUUAUAGUGAGAGAACCACAGUCAUGGAUCCUUAAAGUCGAUGUCGGUUUGAUCGCUAUUUUGUACUCGGCUUUGGUUGCUGGUGUCUUCAGACUCACAUUGGGUAUAUGGUGUCUGAAGAGAACUGGACCUGUUUUUGUCUCCAUGUUCCAGCCCUUGGGAACUGUAUUUGCUGUUGUAUUGGGGUUCAUAUUUCUUGGCGAAAAGUUACACAUUGGAAGCUUAAUCGGAGCAACCGUGAUUGUGAUGGGAUUCUACGCGGUCGUGUGGGGGAAGUCCAAAGAGGAAGAGAAGGCGAUCGAGGGCAGCGGGGUUGGAGAGAGCUUGGCAUCCUCGAGCGACAAGAUUCCUUUGCUCCAAGAUAAAGCUUCCAGUGUGUAGAUAUUCAUUCCUGUCGUUGUCGCCUACUCUGUCCGAUCACGGAUUUAUACUACUUGGAGCGGAAGAAGAGAGUCAACAGCCGCAGCGGAUUAUGGUCGGCGACGCCAACAUGGGUGCUCAUGAAAGUUCAGCAACGACCCAGCACUUUGGUUGAGCGGCUCAGCGAUGGCUUGACAAGGCAGUCCAGUGAAAGGCGGCAGAGUCUAAAGAAAACGAAACAGAGCAGAAUUCAAGAGACAAAGCUAUAAUGAGUUGAAAUCAAUCCUAGAGUUUGAUCGGAGAAGAAACAACCCGGUACGCGUGGCGGCGAGUAGGAGGUGAGUUGGUGGCGGCGUGAUAACUUGAAGACGCACAGGGAUUGUCAAAGCACGGCGGCAAUGCAGGGAGUGGCGACACUGGGUCGGAGCUUGCGACGAGAGGAUAAAGCUCGGUGGAAUUUGAAUUUGUGGGAGAAGAAUGGAGCCUUAAAAAGAUUUUCCUAUUUCGCUCUCCACGUAUUUACGAACGAGCUUUGCUAGCAUAACAGUCUUUGAACCACUGUGAGAGUAACAC